AUGUUCUGGCCAUUCGCUUGGGGUCUGACGCUGGCCGCGUAUGCGACACAUACUCCUCUUGUCGUAUACACACAUGGGCUGGGAAAGUCGCUGGUUGCCGCGUUCCUCCUACGCAGCUCGGCAUGCACAGUCAAUGACAUUUUCGACCGGGACAUGGAUGCCGGCGUUGCGCGCACCAAAGGGCGCCCGUUACCCAGCGGCAGAAUCUCUGUUCACGCCGCGUGUUGGUACCUCCUCAUUCAGUACAUAUUGGGCUUUUCUUUCUUUUACUUCACAACCAGCGGCCUGGCUUUCGUCGUUGCCCUCUUCCAGCUGUUUCCGCUGUUCGCGAUCUAUCCCCUGCUGAAACGGGUCACCUACUGGCCGCAGGCUUGGCUCGGGUUCGCCAUGAACUUCGGUCUGGUGACCGCCUGGAUGUGGCUCGUUCCCGCAAUAGACUUCCCGCUCAUUGCUGCGGGGAUGGCCGGGUGUUGGUGUUGGACCAUGCUCUAUGAUACGAUCUAUGCUUGUCAAGACAUCAAAGACGACGUCACCGUCGGUGUGCGUUCCACUGCGAUCCUCUUUGGCGACUGGAUUCGUACUCUUCUCGUCGCAUGCGGGGUCGUUUUGGUGCUCAUGCUCACGCUUGUUGGCGUGCUCAACCACCAAGGCAUCGCGUAUUUCGUUGUUUCCGUCGGCGGCGCCGCCCUCCAUCUCGUUUGGCAGUACGCGACGGUGGAUUUGGACGAUCCGAAGAGCUGUUGGCGUACGUAUCCAUUUCUUGCCGUUCAGAAUAGUGUCAGGACUAAUGCACAUUCAGGCAAUUUCAACCAGCACAGCUAUCUCGGUCUGCUCGUAUGGCUGGGGCUUGUCAUUGAUUACGGGCUUUCGAUUGCAGUCGACCCAUUAUCGGUUCAAGUGUUCAUUUAG
Messenger RNA from Mycena indigotica, 909 nucleotides. Its product is annotated as 4-hydroxybenzoate polyprenyltransferase, mitochondrial. The coding region runs from base 1 to 909 and encodes 302 amino acids. Gene Ontology annotation, biological process: ubiquinone biosynthetic process. The transcript is spliced from 6 exons. Lineage: Eukaryota; Fungi; Basidiomycota; Agaricomycetes; Agaricales; Mycenaceae. Gene Ontology annotation, cellular component: mitochondrial inner membrane. Gene Ontology annotation, molecular function: 4-hydroxybenzoate polyprenyltransferase activity. The record is from RefSeq and is a predicted model, not a curated record.